Teleopsis dalmanni is the source of this 738-nucleotide messenger RNA. RefSeq lists its product as uncharacterized. NCBI's taxonomy places the organism in Eukaryota, Metazoa, Arthropoda, Insecta, Diptera, Diopsidae. The transcript has 3 exons. The record is from RefSeq and is a predicted model, not a curated record. The coding region runs from base 80 to 550 and encodes 156 amino acids.
GUUACAGUCAACUUCAAAAUUAAGAGAAAAAAAAUUAAAUUUGAUUUCCAAAAUUUUGGUGUGUAAUAAAUUUGCAAAGAUGACACGUUCUCAAAAUUUAAAUGAUGCGGUCAAUAGUGAAACGUCUGUGCGUUAUAUGUUGAAGGACUUCAAAGAUGAGGUUAAAAGAAGAUUAAAGAAAAACAAUAACCUUGUACGCAAGUUCAAAAGGGCAAUUAAAAACUAUCGCGAUGCUCAUCAAAAAAGCUUGAAGAUCUGGCAUCAGGAACUGAAAAAGAAAAAUGUACCAAUCGCUGCACCUUCACCUACACCCUCACCUUCACCUAGUUCUAACGAAGUUGAUUUUAAGGAAAGGAUCAGUGUGUGUUCGGUGUUAAGUGAUAAUACAGGUCAAGAUUCUUUGGAUGAUUCAUCCAGUUCGGACUCAGAAUCGGUAAACAUUCAGAAGGAAGUGAAUUGGAAGAAGCCGAAGGAUAAGAUGAAAGCAGCUCCUCGUAAAAGAGGAAGACCUAGGAAAAAAUCGGUACCCUUCUGGAAGAAAAAAUCCUAAACAUGUAUAUCAUGUGCUAUUCACCUCAUGAUCCUCCAUAAUAAUGGUCAAAACUGGUUAAAUUAUUACUAAAUAGGAAAUCUAUCGACCUAUUGUUGAUGACUAUUUUCUAUAAACUUCAUUUUAUUAUUAAAUCGAAGGCAUUGUGACUAUUUUGUGGAGGAUGUAUUCCAUCUAUGACAUGAGGU